This is a messenger RNA of Trypanosoma cruzi, 1137 nucleotides long. Its product is annotated as diacylglycerol kinase-like protein, putative. Bases 1 to 1137 code for a protein of 378 amino acids. Lineage: Eukaryota; Euglenozoa; Kinetoplastea; Trypanosomatida; Trypanosomatidae. The transcript has a single exon. Gene Ontology annotation, molecular function: ATP-dependent diacylglycerol kinase activity. The record is from RefSeq and is a predicted model, not a curated record.
AUGUUGACAGAUAACCAGAAUUGCCUUGAGAUGGAACGGUCCGAUAAAAGGGUGACUGUGGCUCUCAUAAAUACAAGGAGUGGAGAACGAACGGCGGCGGAGUUUGUCCGUAAGCAAAUGGAGACACACCUUGGUGAGGAGAAUGUCUUUUACCUUUUUCCCUCGGGCAAACCCGCAAUCGCGGAGGCGAAGAAGUUCCUGGAACGCCACAAUCCCGCAGUCGUCAUCGUGGCGGGCGGCGACGGCACCGUCUCAUUGGCGCUGGACAUCACGGACGGCCUCCGCAGGACUAAUAUGCUCUCCGCCACAUCCGCGUAUGUGGCCGUUUUGCCCAUGGGCACUGGAAACGACCUGAGCCGGACGCUUGGCUUUGGCGGCGGCUACGUGAAGCCUCUGCUGAAUCCCGAGAAGAAGUUUAAACGCCUUUUGGAUCGCUUGGCGCAUGCGAAAGGAAUAAAAAUGGACAGAUGGUCGGUCCAAAUUCAAAAGAAAUCCACCUUGACAGUAGCCAGCACGGGCGAAGAUGCGCACGCAGGAGAUAGUAGCAGAACUUAUGGCGUUGAUGAUGUCCACGUGGUGGAGAAAACAAUGAUGAAUUACUUUUCAAUCGGCUUUGAUGCGACCAUUGUCAGGCAAUUCAACGAUUUCCGCAAUGAUCACCCAACGAUGUGCUCUCAGCGUUCCCUCAAUAAGUUGUGGUACGGCUGUUUUGGGUGUGGAUCUAUGUGUAACUCAGUCGCAUUGCCAAGGAAGCAGAUGAAAUUAACUGUGGACGAUAAGUGUGUUGCGAUUCCUCCGGGUACAAAAGCUCUUCUUGUUACAAAUGUAAAAACAUACGCCGGGGGUGCAGUUCUUUGGAAAGACAAUAGGUGCCGUUUUGCUAAACCGGACGUUGGUGAUGGGUUGCUGGAAGUCACGGCGCUAUACGGUGUGUGGCACUUUGCAGGAGUGCGAAUGGGCAUACGGAAGGCGAUGAAAGUUGCCCAGGGGAAUUGUAUACGCAUUGAGACCCCUGCAUACUUCGCGAUGCAAUUGGAUGGGGAACCCGUGGAUGAAUUGGCCUGCGGUGAGGAAAUGAUUGAUGUGUCCAUCACAUUCUUCUCCAGAACACUGGUCAUGACGUGUGAGGGCUCAUAA